GGCGGGGCCUCGCGUUCGAACGGCGGCGGCGCCGCGCGGGAAUAUGGCGGGGACGCGGGCUCUGCUCCGGCAAUGCCCGCUGCUGCUGCCGCAGGACCGCCACGGCACUGCCUACGAGGGCUUUGUCACGGCCCAGGGUAGAAACUUCCACAUCAGGAUACUGCUACCAAUGGAUUUGCAGUUGAAAAAUGCCAGGGUAGAGUGCAGCUGGCGUCUGAAGAGGAUCCUGCACAGCUAUCGGCACAUUUUGAAGCAGAGGCUGCACAGCUGUCCAGAUCUUGUCAGCUUUAUGGUGGAGCUGAAAACUGUUUUGGAAAUUGCUUUAAAGAACACACAAGACCUGCACAUCCCAAGGCCUCCAGAAUACUACUCCUGCCUUGUCAGAGAUCUAGAAAUACUGGGCUGGAACAGAGUGGCCUAUGUGGACACUGGGCUGACCACAGUCAAGUUAAAAGCUGAAGACUCUUGUGCUCGACAGCAUCUCAUCACUCUCAAGUUAAAUGCAAAGUAUCCCACAGAACCACCAGAUUGCCUUGUGGAUUUUCCUGUUCCAUUUGCUGUUUCCUGGAUGCCACAGAACUCCUUAAUAGACAUUUACAACCAGUUCCUGGCAGCAUUGGAGUCGCUGAAGGAAUUCUGGGAUGCCCUUGAUGAAAUCGAUGGGAAGACAUGGGUGCUUGAGCCAGAAAAUCCCACACGGAGCGCUACAAGCAGAAGAAUUGCAAUAGGGAACAAUGUCUCAGUGAACAUAGAGGUAGAUCCUCGCCAUCCAAACAUGCUUCCAGAGUGUUAUUUCCUUGGAGCAGAUCACGAAGUGAACCCUCUGAGAACUAAACUCAACAACAACAUGCACUUGUGGGAUCCAGAAAUCAGUUUGUUACAGAACUUGAGAGAGCUCCUAGGAAUUGAUUUUCCAUCUCGUGCUGUGUUGGAAAAAAGCGACUUUGCCAAGGACUGUGGGAUCUGCUACGCCUAUCGGCUGGAGGGCAGCGCGCCCGACCACGUGUGUGAUGAUCCUCGCUGUGGGCAGCCCUUCCACCAGGCCUGUCUCUAUGAGUGGCUACAAGGCCUUCCUACCAGCAGACAGAGUUUUAAUGUCAUCUUUGGUGAAUGUCCCUAUUGUAAUAAGCCCCUGACACUGAAAUCUUCAACGAAGAAACUCUAGGAAAAAACUGCGUGGUGGUAGCACCACUGCACUCCACUGAAGACACAGGAACAGCAACAUCACAGCAGAUACAAGGACAGGACAAUGAGCAGCAGAAGCACCA
Molecule: messenger RNA, 1268 nt
Organism: Serinus canaria (Common canary)
Lineage: Eukaryota; Metazoa; Chordata; Aves; Passeriformes; Fringillidae
Gene: FANCL
Product: FA complementation group L
Exons: 14
Coding region: 44-1165 (373 amino acids)
Biological process (GO): interstrand cross-link repair; protein monoubiquitination
Cellular component (GO): nucleus; Fanconi anaemia nuclear complex
Molecular function (GO): ubiquitin protein ligase activity
Source: RefSeq, a predicted model, not a curated record